Molecule: messenger RNA, 1323 nt
Organism: Rotaria sordida
Lineage: Eukaryota; Metazoa; Rotifera; Eurotatoria; Philodinida; Philodinidae
Source: the annotation of a GenBank genome assembly
AUGUCAAAUGUCAAUAAAAAUAAUAUUAUUUUAAUUAUUAAUAUGAAUUCAACAAAUCAUUAUACAAAUAGAAGUUUAUUAGAUAAUGAUUCUUCAUUUAAUAAUUAUGAAAAUUUAUUACUUGUUGAACGUUUAACAAUUUAUAUAACAUUUAUUUUAUCUAUUAUUGGUAUUAUUGGUAAUAUAGGCACAAUAAUUGUAUUAAAUCAACAUGCUAUGCGUCAAUGGCGUUCAUCUACAUUAUUAACAGCAUUAGCUAUUACAGAUUUUCUCUAUUUAUCAAUUAUAUUUUUAUCUAUUAUUGAUAUAUUAACACAUCAAGCUAUUGGUCUUCAUCGUUCAUUAUUACUUUGUCAAGUAACUGUUUAUAUAACACAUGUUUGUUCAUUUUUAUCAGCAACUUUUACAUUAUCAUUUACAUUACAACGUUUUGUUGCUGUUAUUUUUCCAUUACAUGCCUAUACAAUAAUAUCAUAUCGUUCAUCAAUUAUAAAUAUAUUAUUACUUAUAUUUAUUAGUUGUACUUUUUAUUUAUUUAGUUUUUUUUUAACAAAUAUAUCGAAUGGACAAUGUCGAGAAGAUGAACAUUAUCCAGCUUUAUUUCCAUUAUUAAUUAUUGAUAUAUGUUUCACAUUUGUUAUACCAUUUAUAUGUAUUCUUCUUUUUAAUUGUGCUAUUGUUUAUAAAUUACAUUCAAGAAAAAAAUUUACAAAUAAUUUUGAACCGACGACAGGAGAAGGUAGUCGUCGACAUGCAACAGAUGGUCCUAAUGAAAGACAACGAUUGUAUAUAUUCGAUACUCCUACGACUCAUAAUGAUUAUAUUCAAUUAAAAAAAGGAAGAAAAAUAAUUACAAAACCAUGUCUUGAACCAAAGAAUUUAGAUCAUGAAUAUGUAACACGUCAGAAUAAUUCUCAUUCAGGAAUACCAAGAUUUUCAUAUGAAUCAGUUUUACCAAUGGGAAAUGGUAUAAAACAACAACAGACAAUAUCACAACGAACAACAAAAAUGCUUGUUAUAUGUUCAACAACAUUUUUAAUAUUUAAUUCACCUUAUUGUGCUGUUUUAUGUUAUUCAAUUAUAUCAAAACAUGUUUUAACACGUACAUUAGAUAUAUUAAGACAUUUUUAUUUUAUGUCAUUUUGUUUAAAUUUUUUUCUUUAUUCAUUAUGUGGAAAUCGUUUUCGUCAUGAACUUAUACUAUUAUUAAAAAAAUCACAUCAAAAAUGUUUUACAUAUAUAUUUCGUCAAAAUUGUUUAAAUUUAUAUAAAUUUCCAAGAGAAACAAGUAUAUCACGUUCAACUGCUCGAACUAUUGUUUAA